AGUUAUCCCCUCGCCACAUCUAGAAAAGAAUGCCUCCUUGGAAAUAAGAGGCCCUCCCCGCGUUUCCCAUUAUAUAUCACUUCAUUUCCGAGAUACUGAGAAUCCCAAGCGUGUCCGUCGGUUAUUCGUGGUGUUUGUUAGAGAGAGAGAGAGUUGUGGGAGAUCUGAUCAAGAAGAAGGCAGCAAGCAAAAGACUCGACAAGGAGACGAAGAUGGACGCGGCGAGAUUGGAUCUGGACGGGAAACCGAUUAAGGCAAUGACGAUCUGCAUGAUCGGCGCGGGUGGAUUCAUCGGUUCCCACCUCUGCGAGAAGCUGAUGGCGGAGACACCGCACACGGUGCUAGCCGUCGAUGUCUACAAUGACAAGAUCAAGCACCUCCUGGGUCCGGACGACGGCCAAGAGAGCAACCAGCAUGCUUGGGCCGGCCGGAUCCACUUCCACCGCCUCAACAUCAAGCACGAUUCCAGGCUCGAAGGCCUCAUCAAGAUGUCUGAUCUGACUAUCAAUCUAGCGGCGAUCUGCACUCCGGCGGACUACAACACCCGCCCCCUCGACACCAUCUACAGCAAUUUCAUCGAUGCCCUGCCUGUGGUCAAGUACUGCUCCGAAAAUGGCAAACGUCUCAUCCAUUUCUCCACUUGUGAGAUCUAUGGCAAGACCAUUGGAAGCUUCCUCCCAAAGGAGCACCCCCUUAGACAGGAUCCGGAGUUCUAUGUCCUCAAAGAAGAUGCCUCGCCAUGCAUUUUUGGUCCUAUUGAGAAACAGAGGUGGUCCUAUGCUUGUGCAAAGCAGCUUAUUGAAAGGCUAAUCUAUGCUGAAGGUGCAGAGAAUGGACUCGAGUUCACCAUAGUAAGACCUUUCAAUUGGAUUGGUCCAAGGAUGGAUUUUAUUCCUGGAAUUGAUGGACCUAGUGAAGGUGUUCCAAGGGUCCUGGCAUGCUUCAGUAAUAAUCUUCUACGUGGUGAGCCUCUUAAGCUUGUUGAUGGUGGCCAGUCCCAAAGGACCUUUGUGUAUAUUAAGGAUGCAAUUGAAGCAGUUCUCUUGAUGAUUGAAAAUCCUGCUCGAGCCAAUGGCCAAAUUUUCAAUGUGGGAAAUCCCAACAAUGAGGUCACCGUAAGGCAGCUUGCAGAAGUAAUGAUAAAUGUUUACUCGAAGGUUUCAGGAGAGCCAGGGUUGGAUGCCCCAAUGGUUGAUGUUAGUUCCAAGGAGUUUUAUGGCGAAGGAUAUGAUGAUAGUGACAAACGGAUUCCAGAUAUGACCAUUAUCAAUAGGCAGCUUGGUUGGAACCCGAAAACAUCCCUCUCGGACUUGCUGGAAGCAACAUUGACUUAUCAGCACAAGACAUAUGCAGAAGCUGUUAAGAGGGCCACUGCUAAAUCUGUUGCGUCCAGCUAGACAUUGGUGUUAUUUGGAACUAGAUGCCUAAGAGUUGGGAAACAUCUAUUACUGGUGAACUCCAUGAAUCCAUUUUGACAGAUUGACUUUUGCAUACCCAUUUUUUUCCCCCUUAGUAUCCUUGAUUGAUGUUGAGAGCAUUCUCCCUAGUUUGUUUCAGCGAAAAAUACAGUGCCACACAGGCUCUCAAGUGCUCGUUAUAUAUGAUGCUGUUUAGUACUAUGGACAUGAAAAUUCGAAGUUUCUUCUGAAGCAUCGUGGCUUCUUGGUGUGGCUUAUCAUGUCUGGCUUCUUAUUUAUCAAUGCUUUUUUAAUUCA
Dioscorea cayenensis subsp. rotundata (Guinea yam) is the source of this 1715-nucleotide messenger RNA. Its product is annotated as UDP-D-apiose/UDP-D-xylose synthase 2. The record is from RefSeq and is a predicted model, not a curated record. The coding region runs from base 213 to 1397 and encodes 394 amino acids. The transcript has 9 exons. Gene Ontology annotation, molecular function: carboxy-lyase activity. NCBI's taxonomy places the organism in Eukaryota, Viridiplantae, Streptophyta, Magnoliopsida, Dioscoreales, Dioscoreaceae.